Molecule: messenger RNA, 2681 nt
Organism: Cyclopterus lumpus (lumpfish)
Lineage: Eukaryota; Metazoa; Chordata; Actinopteri; Perciformes; Cyclopteridae
Product: beta-1,3-galactosyltransferase 1-like
Exons: 4
Coding region: 524-1501 (325 amino acids)
Cellular component (GO): membrane
Molecular function (GO): N-acetyl-beta-D-glucosaminide beta-(1,3)-galactosyltransferase activity
Source: RefSeq, a predicted model, not a curated record
CGUGCAGCGGGAGACACCGAGCAGAGGAGGAAUCCGCGCGCGGCUUGUGGAGAGGACGGCGUUAGGCUGGAGAGGACACGUUCCAACGGCGGUACAUCGAGAGGACGAGCCCGCUUGGUGGUUCCCAACCUUUUUGAAGACGUUCCCCCACGGCCCUCUCAUAUGACUUGAGUACCCCUUCAUCAUCAACAACGCCGCCCGUCAGACAUGCUAUGAAGACACGGAGCCCAUAUUGCCUGGGACGAGAGCCAGCUGAGUCAGACGCCGCCACCAAGAGCUAAAAGCAUCCCGGGCGAGCUGCAAUGGGACACGGUGAGGCGCCGGCCACGAGAAGACGUCUCCGCAGUGCUUCCUUUCAGUCGCACCGACGCUAGACGGCGGAGAACCCCUUCAUCUUGAGGUUAAUGUGUGCUGCGUCGCGGAGGCAGCCUCCAGCUGCGCCGCCAGGUCCGAGACAACCCAUGGAGGCGUGGCCUCGACGUUUCCAACACUGCUGCCGCUAACGCCAGCCGAGUGAACAGCAAUGCCUUCUAAGGUCUCCUGCUUAUACUUGCUGACCGUGGUUUGCUGGGCCAGCGCUCUGUGGUACCUGAGUGUGUCCCGCCCCUCCUCCUCCGACGUGGGCCAGCUGACCAUCCCCAUACGUAAAUCGCCCAAAAACACCACCUUCAGCAAUAUCCGCACGCGCUCGCUCAACCCGCACGACUUCGGCUACCUCAUAAACGAGGCCAAGAAAUGCGAAGCGGAGCCCCCCUUCCUCGUCAUCCUGAUUAGCACCACCCACAAGGAGUUCGACGCCCGCCAGGCCAUCCGGGAGACAUGGGGCGACGAGAGCACGUUCCCGGACGUGCGCGUGAUCACGCUCUUCCUGCUGGGCCGCAGCACCGACGUCGUCCUCAACCAGAUGGUGGAGCAGGAGAGUCAGAUCUUUCAUGACGUUGUGGUGGAGGACUUCAUCGACUCAUACCACAACCUGACGCUCAAGACGCUGAUGGGCCUGCGCUGGGUGGCGACGUUUUGCCCCAAGGCCCAGUAUGUCCUCAAGACGGACAGUGAUAUCUUUGUCAACAUGGAGAACCUCAUCUUCAACCUCCUGAAGCCCGCCACCAAGUCCAGGAGGAGGUACUUUACGGGCUACGUGAUCAACGGCGGGCCAAUCAGAGACAUGCGCAGCAAGUGGUACAUGCCGAGGGAUCUGUACCCCGAUAGCAAGUACCCACCCUUCUGCUCCGGUACCGGCUACGUCUUCUCGGCCGACGUGGCCGAGCUCAUAUACCAGACUUCUUUACACACCCGGCUGCUGCACCUGGAGGACGUGUACGUCGGCGUGUGCCUCCGCAAGCUGGGCAUUCACCCAUUCCAGAACAGCGGCUUCAAUCACUGGAAGAUGGCCUACAGCCUCUGCCGCUACCGCCGGGUGGUCACCGUCCACCAGAUCUCCCCGGAGGAGAUGCACCGCAUCUGGAACGACAUGACCAGCAAGAAGCACCUGAAAUGUUAGCAGUCGUUUAGCACUUUAAACCGAGCAGCGCUGAGUGGAAGGAUCGGUUCUGACGAAGCAUCCGUGGGUUUAGCAAGGAAUCUCUAUAGUGCAAGGCCUAAGGAAUAAAUCUCUAUAGUACAAGGCCUAAGGAAUCUCUAUAGUGCAAGGCCUAAGGAAUAAAUCUCUAUAGUACAAGGCCUAAGGAAUCUCUAUAGUGCAAGGCCUAAUGAAACUCUACAGGGCAAGGCCUAAGGAAUCUCUAUAGUGCAAGGCCUAAGGAAUCUCUAUAGGACAAGGCCUAAGGAAUCUCUAUAGUGCAAGGCCUAAGGAAUGAAUCUCUAUAGGGCAAUGCCUAAGGAAUCUCUAUAGGACAAGGCCUAAGGAAUCUCUAUAGUGCAAGGCCUAAGGAAUGAAUCUCUAUAGGGCAAUGCCUAAGGAAUCUCUAUAGUGCAAGGCCUAAGGAAUCUCCAUAGUGCAAGGCCUAAGGAAUGAAUCUCUAUAGUGCAAGGCCUAAGCAAACUUGUAUUUUAUGUCCUUUCUCACUCCAAGAUGUCCCAGAGCGCCAACUCACAAAACAGCCACAAAGUUAGAAACACGUUUCCCCCCCAAAAAGUGCAAAAUGUUCAGGUGGUUGGGUGUCAUUGCCAGCAGGAAAACACAUGACAGGAAGCUCAGAGGCUCGUGUUUGAGUCUUCGUUUCAAAAGGACACAAACUGUCCACCAUUGGUAAACUGCAGAUUACACAAACACACGUUUCUCCUCUAAUCAUGAAUGUCCCUCGUGUUACUUUCAGCUUUCCGAGCGAGGUGCAAAUGUGGGAUUAUUGAGUCUGGCACUGCAGCGGCCGUCAUCACCGGGAGGACACAGUCGGUGAGUUUUACAGUGAGAAUAGAAGCAGAGGAGCAUUAAUGACCAUGGUAUUCUUUUCAGAAUCAGACAUAUUUUCUUACAACGGAGCCGCCGAUCUUCGUACGCACCGAUUCCGCCGACUCGCAUUCCAAAGCGAAUGUCAUUUCUGUUAACGUGUAACGUGCCGUUAUUUGUGCCAGGCAGUGCUGUGAGCAGACUAUUAUAUUUUCUAUUACUUGAACAUGAAACAGGUGUACUAUUCACGCAGUGAGGACGAACAUGUAACACUUGUGAGUGCUUUCUUCUUUUCAAUAACUCAAGGUUAAAUAAAGCGCUUUUUGUAAGACUU